This is a messenger RNA of Bradysia coprophila, 1101 nucleotides long. RefSeq lists its product as uncharacterized. The record is from RefSeq and is a predicted model, not a curated record. Lineage: Eukaryota; Metazoa; Arthropoda; Insecta; Diptera; Sciaridae.
AUGGAAAAACUGGCCGAGCUUUCAGCGUCUACAAAUGCGGUAAAAGUUGUCAUGUCCGGCAUGGGUGGCGUUGGAAAGACGCAAAUAGCUAGAAAAUUUAUUGAAGAAAAUCGAUCGAAAUACGCAAAUGUUAUUUGGAUCAAUUCCGAAACUGAACAAGCCAUAAUCGAUGCGUUCAAGAAAUUGUCCGAAGACACAUUGCAACUGUCGACGAUCAAUGCAAAUGGAAAGGAAAAGGAUUUCAGCACCGUCAUCGAGCAAGUGCUGCAUAAACUAUGCCAAAGAAAGACUUUGUUUGUCUACGACAAUGUAGACUCAAUGCAAAGUAUGAACGUGGUACUGGCAAUGGCACCACCGCCGACAGAACAAAAACCGCACGUAUUUAUUACGUCACGACUCCAGAGAUGGCCUACAGGAAUCACAGUCAUGCUAUUGGAUUUUUGGAGCCCAGCUGAGGCUUUCCAGUUCAUUUCGAAAGCGGUAAACGAUCCUCACUACGACACCGACGAUGAUAGGAAUCUAUUGGCAAAUACGAUGCAAUAUUUUCCAUUAGCACUGCGACAAGCAACUGCCUACAUAAAUCAACAACGAGUAUUCGAUCAUUUUAAAAUUUCCCAAUACGUUUCCGAGUACAUGCGUAACAGACGCCAAAUGCUGCAAUCGAAAAUUUUUCAAACGGAUUCAAACAGUCCCUAUCAAAAUACCACCUACUCAACGUGGAGCAUCACAAUUGAUACAAUUCGAAAUGUUAAUUUGAAUGGACUUGGACAGUUGGCUAUUAGAAUUUUCAACAUCAUCGCCUAUUUUCAACCUGAUCUCCUUGAGAGAAAGUGGUUUUUCCAUCUAAAUUUUGACGACGAAAACCAACAAGCUGAUCAGAAAGUGGAGGAACGGAUUAAGUCGGCUGUUGACCUUCUUAUUAAAUACUGCAUGAUCGACAGUCAAGACAAGCAAGAGAGUUUCAACAUACAUCGCUUGGUUCAGGAAGUAACCAAAUUCAAUUUGAAAGAAUUACACGAAGAGGAGUCGAUUAUGUAUUGUUUGCGAUUCGUAGCCAUGCCAUUUCAGUUUUCAUGGCUUCCUUGUCCCAUCCUGACUUAA